Pangasianodon hypophthalmus (striped catfish) is the source of this 3830-nucleotide messenger RNA. RefSeq names its product frizzled class receptor 10 (gene fzd10). NCBI's taxonomy places the organism in Eukaryota, Metazoa, Chordata, Actinopteri, Siluriformes, Pangasiidae. Gene Ontology annotation, cellular component: plasma membrane. The coding region runs from base 1247 to 3004 and encodes 585 amino acids. The record is from RefSeq and is a predicted model, not a curated record. Gene Ontology annotation, molecular function: Wnt receptor activity; Wnt-protein binding. The transcript has a single exon. Gene Ontology annotation, biological process: non-canonical Wnt signaling pathway; canonical Wnt signaling pathway.
UCUAUCUAUCUCUGUGUGUGUGUGUGUGUGUGUGUGUGUGCGCGCGCGCGCGCGCCUUUCUCUCAUUCAUUUCGUAUGAAUUCCUAUGAAGCACUUGGCUCUUCUGUUAUUGUGCUAGUAAAACUAGACACCCCCCCAAACCAGCUUGGUUCCGUCAGACAAUAAAAUGUGAGGCGAAUCCGAGGGCAUAAAACACUCUCCUCCUUUUCUUCUCCCUCUCUCACACAAUGGUCCAAACCGUGAAAAUUGCCAGUUGUAAAGAAAAGGACACAUCUCGAUUGAAAAAAAAAGCCACUCGGAUGUCUGAGGCGACAAAAACUCGCGCCAAAAGAGAAAAAGAAACAACAACAACAAAUAAAAUAAAGGUUGUGGACAUUUUGUCACCUCGCGCGCGCCGAAUCACCUACAAAACAACAACAAAUGGUCUGCUAGAACUUCGCUAUGAUCUCCAGUGUAAAAUAAAAGGGGGAAAAAAGUGUUGGUUAGACUUUAAAAGCUCCUACAGGCUGUUCUGUGGGGGUUUUAGGGGGGAUAUAAUCGCCGUGUCAGUUUAGGCUUUCUUAUGCAAAGAGGCUGUGUUUGAAGGCGGAUCUUUUAGCAGGUUACACUCACACACUCCUGCUCACAGUGCUGUGAAGCUCUCAGACGGAGCUGUGAAGUGUCCGGAGUAUUACACUCUCACUUUCCCACUUUUUCGUGUUUAAAGGACUUCACUAAGGAUUUCACUAAGGAUGACUGUGUUUUGGGUUUUGUUUUUGUAAAGGAAUCCCAUUCUGACUUGUUUGUGAAAAGUAUCAGCACUUUUUUAAGGGAUGGACAGAGUCUCCUCACUGCCUCACAGGACUGCAAUGCAAGUCAGCAUUUAAAGAAGCAGCAAAUCUCUGGAUUACAUUUAAACCCCUAAAAAACAAAAAGAUAUACAGUACUUGUGUCUGUAUUCAAUGGGAUGGACGGAUUUUUCUUCUUUUCUCAUAUGGUGGGGCUCCUCUUCAUGGGAAGUGUGUUUUCCAUCAAAGAUGUUAUGAAAUGUUCUCCAUGGAGUACGUCGCCUACGUCUUAACUUCUCGAGGAAUUACUGUACACAGCACGUAGUUGUCCAGAAGUUCUGUCUCUCUUUUCAAAUUCGCAACUCAACAAACCUGUCCUGCAGCUCAUUCGACUCGCUGAACAAAAUACAUGCUGUUUUGAAAGGCAAACAUCUGUGUAAUUACUACACGGACUACAUGAGAUAACCCAGUGUUCGAAAAUGUUUUACUCCGCGUUUGAAUGGAGUCUUCUCAGCCUGCUGCUGCUUUUCGCAGCUGGCUUGUGCUCUGCCAUCAGCUCCAUAGACCCGGACCGACCAGGUGAAGGCAGAUGCCAGGAAAUCUCAAUCCCUCUCUGCAAGGACAUUGGGUAUAACUUGACAGUUAUGCCCAACUUGAUGGGGCACGAGGAUCAAUUAGAGGCUUCCAUAAAGCUUCACGAGUUCGUGCCGCUGAUCGAGUUCGGCUGCCACAGCCACCUCAAGUUUUUCCUGUGCUCACUUUAUGCCCCCAUGUGCACGGAGCAGGUCUCCACACCGAUCCCAGCCUGCCGAGUGAUGUGUGAGCAGGCAAGGCAGAAGUGUUCCCCCAUUAUGGAGCAGUUUAAUUUUCACUGGCCCGACUCGCUGGACUGCUCCAGGCUGCCUAAUAAGAACGACCCGAACUUCCUCUGCAUGGAGGCCCCCAACAACGGCAGCGACGAUACUUCUUCCAAAGGAUCUCACACCCAGCCUCCAGAUUCACGCCCUCCUCGGCAUGGGAACAACCAGGACCUAACCAUUAAGGAGAGGGUGGGGAAGGACACUUGUGGGAACCCUGGGAAGUUCCAUUAUGUGCAGAAGAGCGAGUCGUGCGCCCCAAAAUGUUACCCCAAAGUGGAUGUGUACUGGAGCCAGGCAGACAAGCACUUCUCCCUGGUCUGGAUAGCCAUCUGGUCCAUUCUUUGCUUCGUCUCCAGCGCCUUCACCGUCCUCACCUUCCUCAUUGACCCACAGCGGUUCAAGUACCCCGAGCGCCCCAUCAUCUUCCUUUCCAUGUCCUACUGCGUCUAUUCCGUAGGCUACCUCAUUCGGCUCUUUGUCGGGGCUGAAAAUGUGGCCUGUGACCGUGACAGUGGUGUCCAGUACAUCAUCCAGGAAGGCUUGGAGAGCACAGGUUGCACUAUUGUCUUCCUCAUCCUCUACUACUUUGGCAUGGCUAGCUCCCUCUGGUGGGUGAUUCUAACUCUCACCUGGUUCCUGGCAGCUGGGAAGAAAUGGGGACAUGAGGCUAUUGAAGCCAACAGCAGCUACUUCCAUCUGGCUGCGUGGGCUAUCCCAGCCAUAAAGACUAUCCUGAUUCUGGUCAUGAGAAAGGUGGCAGGUGAUGAACUGACAGGCAUCUGUUAUGUAGGCAGCAUGGAUGUCAAGGCUAUGACAGGCUUUGUCCUAAUCCCUCUGUCAUGCUACCUCAUCAUAGGCACCUCAUUUUUGCUCUCUGGCUUUGUCGCUCUCUUUCACAUUCGCAAGGUUAUGAAAACAGAGGGGGAGAACACUGACAAACUGGAGAAGCUGAUGGUGCGGAUCGGGGUGUUCUCCGUCCUCUACACCGUUCCUGCCACCUGUGUCAUUGCUUGCUACUUCUAUGAGCGUCUCAACAUGGACUAUUGGAAAGUUCUGGCAGGAGAGCAGCGCUGCAUGGAGGGGGUCAACGGGAGCGGAGAGGAGUGCACCAUGAAGAGCUCCAUCCCGGCUGUUGAGAUAUUCAUGGUGAAGAUCUUUAUGCUGCUGGUGGUGGGCAUCACCAGUGGCAUGUGGAUCUGGACUUCCAAGACUUUGCAGUCCUGGCAGAACGUCUUCAGCCGAAAGCUGAGGAAGAGGGCAAGGAGGAAGGCUGCGUGCGUAUUCACAGGCAGCCGGCCCUACCUGAAACCUCACCCUGCACUGAAAGGACACAAAACAAAGUACGAACCCACUGGAACUCCUGCCACAUGUGUAUGAACACAAAAUCUUACACGCACAGCAAAGGAACACACUUAUGAGGGACACUUUAUUUUUCAACCCGGUUCAUGUUUGAGUCUGUGGGAGAAAAAGCCACUGCAAAAUACAGGACACAAAGUUCAUGUAUAUUUUAUACAAGCCUUAGUUCUUUAAAAAACCUGCAGUGUUCUAAGGACAGAUUGUUUUCAUGUUCUCAUAAUGAUCUUUAUGAAAAUAAGCCACCAGCCUUUUAGACAGUUGCUCUGUACUACUUAUCCACUUAAGGAACUUUGUGGAGUUUGAAAAGUUUUGUUUUCAAAAGGGAUCGAGUCCUCUUUGUGGUUAUGUCACGGGGAAUGGCUGUAUCAUGUGCAAUAGAUGUUUCUCUCAGUGACAGAGAGAAAAAGACUCUUAAUACUGUAGUGGCCCAUUAAAGACACUAAAAGGAUUCUGCAUACAAUAUGUGUGUGAAUGAGCUGAGGCGGGAGCUCCUCGGCUGCGUGUUCCUGUGGCUUUUCUAUGGAAAUGGAGGCUGUGUCACACACUGCUACAUUGACAUUGGAGAGCAGCUGUUGGCUGUAGAGCAUGAACUGGCUAUUGUAAAGGCCCUCCAUGGCAUAAAGCAAAUCUACAAGCACUAAAUGUUGUCAUAAAAGACAGAGGCCUUUUGAUGGGGCAUUUUGUACAGCAGGUUCUUAGCCCUUUGGUUUGUUUUUGUCACACUGAGCUCUUUUUUUCUUUUGUAGCACAACAAAAUCCUUUGUAUAUAUUUCUAAACAAAAUUCAUAUUUUGUAAGAAUUAAUAAAGACCUUCUAGUUUAUGAUGUUCAGAAACUAGAGUCUCAGA